AAGUAAAUAAAUAAUGGAAAAAAAAAGAGAAUGGAAGAACGAACAAGUUGAUCCCACCCAAAAUCGAUCAAAUCGCACCCAAACCCCUUCUCCCUUCCCAGAUUCUCUGAAAAAUCCAUACGGGUAAAUCCUACCGAUUCGAGCUCAAUCUCUUCUCGCGUCUCGUUCUGGCAAUCAUCUCGUCAUCUCUUAUUGCGAUUCUCAGCUCGAAUUCCCGCAAACUAUCCGUUUGAUGUGCUUGGCUGCGAUUAUCCAUGUUCGAAGCUUUGCCCAACGGAGUAGCUGAAAAGAGUGAUAUUUAUCUCCCCUGGCAGUCCCUUGAUUAUUUUGUGUAGCAUUAAGAGACCUCAUCUUUUUGUCAUUGCACAGUGGGUAAAAUCUAAAUGAUGUCUAGUGGAACAGUCAGAAGGGUUUCUCGUCAGGAUAUUCAACUGGUGCAAAAUCUUAUAGAAAGAUGUCUUCAACUGUACAUGAAUCAAAAAGAAGUUGUGGAGACUUUACUGGUGCAGGCAAAAAUAGAACCCGGUUUCACGGAACUUGUUUGGCAGAAGCUUGAGGAGGAGAACCAGGAAUUUUUCAAGGCGUAUUACUUGAGGUUGAUGGUGAAGCACCAGAUAAUUGAAUUUAACAAGUUGCUGGAGCAACAGGUACAGUUGAUGCACCAGAUGUAUCCGACGGGAGUUGCUCCUCUAUCCACUACCAAUGGAAGUCAUAUUCCACAGUUACACCAGAAUUCAGCAUGUUAUGCCUCUGAGCAUCCUGGCCCAGCACUGAAGCCAGAAAAGAUCCAGCAUCCAGCAGGCUCCACUUUGUCUAAUGCAUACACAAAUGGUGGGUCAUCCUUGCACGCAAGUAUGCCUUCUGCUAUGGAUAUGGCUGCUCAUGCUAAUAGGAUUGAUGCUCCACCAAAUAUGAUAUCCAGCCAAAGCUCAAACAUGGUUCUUAUGCAAGGAGUCAAUGGGGGAAUAAUCAAAACAGAAACUGGCUAUUCUGGAGCUUCUCCUUACAUGUUUGGUGCUGAGACUAAUGUCCUGGAAGCACGGUCAACCAUUGGAGAUGCCACUGUUGCAUCUUUCAGCAGUGUGGAGUCUACCUCACAGCCCCUGAAUGAGCCACUCUUGGAUGCAGACGCUUCGUCAUUCGGGUUUCUGGGACAGAUUCCUCGAAAUUUCAGUCUGUCGGAUCUCACUGCUGAUUUCUCUCAAAGUUCUGAUAUACUAGAGAGCUAUCCAAGAUCCCCUUUCUUGGCAACAGAUGCAGACCAUUUCCUUGAUGCUCGUGAAAGAGGAGAGCAAGGAGAAAACAGAAGGUUAGACCCCAUAUCUGAAGGUUUGAACUAUGAAGAUUUUGGCAGUGAAUAGACAUUGAUUUUAGUGGUGCAUCUUUAACCUCUAGGACUGCAGAGCGUGUAUAUAGCACUUAGAAGUGGAUAUUUCUCAGAUUACUCACUGAAGAUAUUGAUUGGUUUGUGGAAGAUAAACUAACAUAAGAGCGGCAGUGAUGCAGAGGGACACUGGGAACUGUGUUUUUUGAGAAGCAGAAAGAGAACUAGAAUGGUCUCCUAAAGUUUAUAUGAUCAGAAUAGUGUUUCACAGCCAAGGGAUUUGUUCCAUGGACGUGAAUCCCGAGCAUUUGUUUGAUACUGCUGAAUUUGGUGUGGUGUUGAUAGCUGUAUUGGAAGGAAUAAGUUGGGAACUUGUGUUCAUAUUGCUUGUGGAAUGCCUUUGAAGAAAGGUUUCAAUGACUGGCUUGCUUGCUUUCACUCU
Messenger RNA from Punica granatum (pomegranate), 1766 nucleotides. Lineage: Eukaryota; Viridiplantae; Streptophyta; Magnoliopsida; Myrtales; Lythraceae. The record is from RefSeq and is a predicted model, not a curated record.